Messenger RNA from Linum tenue, 2177 nucleotides. Lineage: Eukaryota; Viridiplantae; Streptophyta; Magnoliopsida; Malpighiales; Linaceae. The record is from the annotation of a GenBank genome assembly.
AAAUAAGACGCUAUAUUCACUAAAAAUCAAUUAAAAAAGAAAAUAAGAUUAAAAAAAAAGUUCUCAGUUCUCAGCUCUCAGCCUACUUACUACUCACCCAUCUCCUUUCCUUUAAAAUCCCACUGCCCUCAGCCCCGUCGCCUCCAAAUUCAUCUCCACCCAAACAACCAAAACCAGAAAGGAAGGGGGGAAAAAAAGGGCCAUGGGAUCUCUUAAUUCUUCGUCGGCGACGUUACUCCUCCUCUGCUUCGCCUUCACCCUCUCAUCCGCCUUGGACAUGUCCAUAGUCUCCUACGACCAAUCCCACCCCGACGCAAGCUCCGCCUCCAGCUGGAGGACCGACGACGAGGUGAUGACGAUCUACGAGGAGUGGCUGGCCAAGCACGCCAAGGCCUACAGCAACGCCCUCGGAGGAGAGAAGGAGAAGCGGUUCCAGAUCUUCAAGGACAACCUCCGUUUCAUCGACAGCCACAACUCCAUGAACCACACCUACACCGUCGGACUCAACAAGUUCGCCGAUCUCACCAACGACGAGUACCGCUCCCAGUACCUCGGAGUCCGUCCAGGUCAGGGGAAGCCGCUGCGCGAGUCGAGGCCUUCCGAUCGGUACGCGCCGCGCGUCGGGGAGUCACUCCCUGAUUCAAUCGAUUGGAGGACGAAAGGCGCCGUCGCCGAAGUCAAGGACCAAGGCGGCUGCGGGAGCUGCUGGGCGUUCUCCACGGUGUCUUCCGUCGAAGGGAUCAACCAGAUUGUAACAGGGGAACUCAUCACCCUCUCCGAGCAAGAGCUGGUGGACUGCGACACUUCCUACAACGAAGGAUGCAACGGAGGCCUGAUGGACUAUGCAUUCGAGUUCAUCAUUAAGAACGGCGGCAUCGACACCGAUCUCGACUACCCUUACACGGGAUACGACGGCAGAUGCGACUCUUACAGGAAAAACAAUGCUAAGGUGGUUACGAUCAACAACUACGAGGAUGUUCCGAUCAACGACGAGGCCGCAUUGCAGAAGGCUGCUGCAAACCAGCCCAUUGCUGUCGCCAUCGAAGCUGGUGGCAGAGGCUUCCAGCUCUACACUUCGGGAAUAUUCAGCGGGCCAUGCGGAACCCAACUGGACCACGGAGUUGGAGUGGUGGGAUACGGGAGCGAAGGCGGGAAGGACUACUGGAUCGUCAGAAACUCAUGGGGCAAAAGCUGGGGGGAGAGCGGCUACCUGAGGAUGGAGAGGAACAUCGCCGCCAAGACCGGCCUCUGCGGCAUUGCGAUGGAGCCUUCUUACCCUGUCAAGGACGGCCAGAACCCACCGAACCCCGGCCCUUCGCCGCCGACUCCGGUCACUCCUCCCAGUGUCUGCGACGAUUACUAUUCCUGCCCCGCCAGCGAGACCUGCUGCUGCAUCUUCGAGUUCGGCAAGUACUGCUUCGAAUGGGGAUGCUGCCCUCUCGAUGGCGCCACCUGCUGUGCGGAUCACUACAGCUGCUGCCCGCAUGAGUACCCUGUCUGCAAUGUGAACCAGGGCACCUGCAUGAUGAGUGCAAACAACCCAUUGGCGGUGAAGGCGAUGAAGAGCAACAGGGCCAAGCCUCGGUUUCCUCUCAACGCUAUUCUUGGCAGGAAGAGCAAUGCUUAAAAGCUGGAAGUUUGAUUGAGCAUUCCACUAAUUUAAUGGUGGAACAGUGGAGGAAACUUGGUUUCUUCUUGUUCUGCUUCGCAUUUGAAUUUCAGUGAUCUGGAGAACAAAAAAACUUGGGGGGAAGAAGAGGGGGGUGGGGGGUUUGAUUCAGAUACACUGGUUUAUGUAAAUAAACGGCAAUCCCUGUAGUGGUUGAUGUUAAUGGCUGGGAUUUGGUUUAGCAGGAGAUAUACUAAUCAGGCUUCCAGAUAAAUUAUCUUCUCGUCGAUGUGUAAAUGCCUGUGGGAUUGAGGAUUACUAUUUUAGCCAAAUAGUACUCUACUCUCUGUAAUUUCUCUAAAUCAAUCAAAUUACAGCUUUCUGCUUUUAGUUCACAGAGCUUCGUUUCAUCGUUUCUGUAAGGUACUCUUGUCGGAACUGUGUAAUAUUGCCUUUGUUAUCAGAAAUUGCUUCAGCAUUAAGGCAUAUAAGAGCAAUGUGAUGUGGCUUGUGGAGAUUAAGAAGGUUACUAAUACUAUAUCUGACAUUGUCUGGUGGAGGAGAUAAC